AUGACCUUUUUAUCCCGUUCUUCAAAAGCGACUGAAGAAGAGCUUCCUGCUUACGAUCAUCAUGAUGAAGCAGCACCAGCAUAUUCCAAUGAAAAAAAUGUAAAACCUGAAAAAAGUGAUUCAAAGAAGCGUGAAGUACCAGUAGUGGAUUUCGAACCUAUUGAAUUCAACGGAAAGAUGGUUGAUUGGGAUUACAUGUGCUAUAAUGAAAACUUCCUGAGUGAAAUAUUAACUUUCGUGUCACAGGAUGCCAGAGCAAAGUUUAAGGCACUCAAAGGAUCAGAAGGACAGAACUUCGACCAUGCGCUUGAACUUCAAAGAGAAGGAUUUGCCAUGCCAUUACUAAGAACCGAUCAUCAUACAUUUGCAGCUUUGCAUUCGACCAGAUAUAUGUCGUUUUACAAAUUCAUUCCUCCUCCUGUCAGCGAGAAUAGGCUAUUUGAUAGGAAGAAAGAUAAGUUCAAAUUCUGUGAGGCUACGAAGGAAAGAUGUGCAAGCUAUUAUAAAUAUGAACUAAAGUUUACUCCAGAUCCACAAGAUCCCAAAAAGAAUUUCAGUCUUUAUAUGAUAGACCAUCAUAGGUACCCAAUAAAAGAUAUAUCUUUAUAUAAUGGUCAAAGAUUGAGAUGGGUCGCUGAUAAUAGUUGGCGUAGAUCAAAAUGGUCUUACACUUUAAAUAUAUUACGUGAAAAUCAACCUUCGUUAAUUGAUGAUUUAGAUUCAAAUGGUAGAGUGAACAAAAACAACCCUUUACUAGGAAAUGCAUGGAAAAACAAUUUGUUGCCCAUGACGAAACCAAGAGAGGAUUUUGUUGGUGAUCAAAUCGGAGUUGCUCUAGAAACUCUGGACUACUAUCACUCAAUUCAAUGUCUCCCACCACUUCGAUUUGCUUUCCUGGACAUAAUAAAAGGCGAGAAAGGUGAACACCAUACUGAAUCUAUAAAUUCCGUCAGCCAAGAUUCACUAGUUUUCCUUUGUAUGACAUCUAUCAUCAAGAGAAUUGAAGAUAUCAAGGAAAAUGCAAGAAGAGCAACUUACUAG
This is a messenger RNA of Dujonia railenensis, 1041 nucleotides long. Lineage: Eukaryota; Fungi; Ascomycota; Pichiomycetes; Serinales; Debaryomycetaceae. The record is from the annotation of a GenBank genome assembly.